Molecule: messenger RNA, 1786 nt
Organism: Pseudomassariella vexata
Lineage: Eukaryota; Fungi; Ascomycota; Sordariomycetes; Amphisphaeriales; Pseudomassariaceae
Product: putative ribonucleotide reductase small subunit RnrA
Exons: 4
Coding region: 464-1681 (405 amino acids)
Biological process (GO): deoxyribonucleotide biosynthetic process
Molecular function (GO): oxidoreductase activity
Source: RefSeq, a predicted model, not a curated record
UGAAGAAUCUGCCUGGCACCCCUGGAAAUUGGUUAUCAGAUCUUGUUUGAUCUGAUAAUUCUUAUAAUUCGUAUAAUUCUGGUUCGCGUCAAAAACGCCAUUUGACCCCUGUCAGUCGUCGCGCUUUGCCUAUUUGGGUCUCCGAAUUGACCGAGCUGGACCGCCGUCCUCCGACAUGCUGUGGGGAGCACUUCAGCUUCCUCUGGUCGACGCGUAAAUUCCAGCCACCGAGCUCGCGAUCAACUAAAGUCAAGUUAAGAGAAUCCCCACUUUAAACAAAGCGCGACACUUAAAAAAGCGCGACACGCUCUUCUAAACACCCUUCUUACAGACAUCAACUCAAACCACUUCCACUCUACCUUCUCCAGACGCGUCUUCAUUUGAGCAGUCUUUCAGUGAAUACUUGCAAUCAUCUGCAUUUCAUCUUAUUUCAACCCCAAUUUGUCCCACAACAUCUCACACAAUGGCGACUGAGAUCACCCCUUCCAAGAAGGUUGCUUCUGACAUCGAGUCGUUGAAGAUGACAUCGCCUAUCAAGAGAAUCGACUGGUCUGGCAAGGAAAACGUGCCCUUGAACACUGACGCCGGAAUCGAGACGGAGAAGCCCAUGGUGCAAAAGACAAAGGAGAUUGAGAAGCCCCAGAUCGCACCCACCCUCAAACCUGAGGAGGCCGACGAGCCUCUCCUGCAGGAGAACCCCCAACGAUUCGUCCUGUUCCCCAUAAAGUACCAUGAGAUCUGGCAAAUGUACAAGAAGGCCGAGGCUUCUUUCUGGACUGCCGAGGAGAUUGACCUGUCCAAGGACAUGCACGACUGGAACAACAAGAUUAAUGAAGAUGAGAAGUUCUUCAUCUCCCACAUUCUUGCUUUCUUUGCCGCGUCAGAUGGCAUUGUCAACGAGAACCUGGUCGAGCGCUUCAGCGGCGAAGUCCAGAUCCCCGAAGCUCGAUGCUUCUACGGCUUCCAGAUCAUGAUGGAGAACAUUCACUCCGAGACCUACUCGUUGCUCAUUGACACCUACAUCAAGGAGCCCGCCCAGCGAACCUAUCUUUUCAAUGCCAUUGAAACUAUCCCUGCUAUCCGCAAGAAGGCCGACUGGGCUCUGAAGUGGAUCGCCGACAAGAACUCCACCUUCGCCCAGCGUCUCAUUGCCUUCGCCGCCGUUGAGGGAAUCUUCUUCAGUGGUGCUUUCGCAUCUAUCUUCUGGUUGAAGAAGCGCGGUCUUAUGCCCGGCUUGACCUUUUCCAACGAGCUCAUUUCUCGCGACGAAGGUCUGCACACCGAUUUUGCCUGCUUACUGUUCUCCCAUCUGAAGCACCGUCCUGGCAAGGAUGUCAUCGAGGCUGUCAUCGUCGACGCUGUCAAGAUCGAACAAGAAUUCUUGACCGAAGCCUUGCCUUGUGCUCUUCUUGGCAUGAACGCGGAUCUCAUGAAGCAGUAUAUCGAGUUUGUUGCCGACCGUCUCCUGGUCGCCCUUGGCAACGACAAGGUCUACCGUUCGUCAAACCCCUUCGACUUCAUGGAGAACAUCUCGCUCGGUGGCAAGACCAACUUUUUCGAGAAGCGCGUCGCCGACUAUCAGAAGGCUGGUGUUAUGAACAGCACCAAGAAGAACGACGAGGCGCCAACGCACGGCACAGGCGAGAACGGUGGCGACUUCACUUUCGAUGAUGACUUUUAGAUGUCUCGUUGAAUCGUGUUUGUUUUUCCGCAUCGCACAAUACCCUAUUGCCGCUUAUAGAUCCGCCUUUGUGUAUAUGGAAUCUCGUCGGCGGCGUCUUUGUGC